Messenger RNA from Mesorhabditis spiculigera, 861 nucleotides. NCBI's taxonomy places the organism in Eukaryota, Metazoa, Nematoda, Chromadorea, Rhabditida, Rhabditidae. The record is from the annotation of a GenBank genome assembly.
AUGGAAGCCGAUGACGAAAUAACGACCGACGAUAUUCUGGAAGUGCUCGAUGAGCUUGGGGUCGGCCUGGACGAUAUUGGAGACUUAGAGGCGCUGACAAAGGCUAUAAUCGAGCUAGAAGAGGAGCCGGGGGACCGGUCAUCGUUCGGGCAUUCCGUCGAAGUCGAGCCGGGCCCUUUGCACAAGUUCGAGUCACCGCUCCGUCCGAAACACCGCGAAAGGCCAGAUGCUCUCUACACUGACCAGUUUUUGCCCUUCCCAAGGCCCUUCGAAUUUGCCGACGGCUUCCAGAUUACCGCCGAUCCAUACCUGGACCCGCUGCUCAGCCAGGCCUACGACUUGAUGGGACGUGUCUACGCCGACAUAGCGCAAAUGGACAUCGAUGAAAAGGCUUGGGAAGAGCGAAGGGCAGCACGGCGAGCUGGUCCACGAGCUCCAAAAGACAAGGAGAAUCUACCUCCUCGACCUCCCGGCUUAACCCGAUCAAAUUCCUACGAUCGGCGUGCGAACGUGGCGCCUCGGGCUCGGGUACAUCGAUUUUGCUCGACGUCAUCAGCCCCUCAAAUUGAAGAUCCCCGUCCAGCUGAAGAGCUGCCCAGGACAGCAGCCGAACUGGGACUGCGCCCAGUGCUGAAUCCGGAGCCCGGUCGAUUGGGCUAUCGCUUUGACCCCGUGCAAAAAUGGAAACUGGUGAGCGAGGAGUGGCGACGGAAUCCGCCCGUCCAUGAAAAGAAGCGGCUCGACUUGAAAUGGCGUGUCCGUGAAUAUAUGCUGCGACAGGAUGAGCCGCAACGAGAUCCCCGACUCCCCCACAAGCCCAUCCUACACGCGAAGGCCUGGUCACCUCGUCCGUACUUGGAU